Molecule: messenger RNA, 1401 nt
Organism: Ostreococcus tauri
Lineage: Eukaryota; Viridiplantae; Chlorophyta; Mamiellophyceae; Mamiellales; Bathycoccaceae
Product: unnamed product
Exons: 1
Coding region: 1-1401 (466 amino acids)
Biological process (GO): proton transmembrane transport
Cellular component (GO): membrane
Molecular function (GO): antiporter activity
Source: RefSeq, a predicted model, not a curated record
AUGCGACGCCUCGCCGUCGUCCGAGAGGCGGUGAUAUGGGCCUUGGUAUUAUCGGCGCUGUACUUGGCGUGCGCCACCGCAUCAAGCGCGUCGACGCGCGCCGCCGGCACCGGUGGCGGAACAUUCUUCGUUCUCGCGAACGCUUUAUUCGUCGGUCGCUUCGCCGGUAUUUUCGCGUCGUUUAUCGCUCCGACCCCACCGUUGAGCUGCCAAAUCGUCGCGGGAAUAUUUUUGCGCAACGUUCCGUGGAUUAAUACGCGCGUGGGCGUCGCCACGCGCGAUGCGAGCGGGAUCGUUCGCACGGUGGCUCUAGGUCUCAUUCUCACCAGGGCGGGCUUGGCGCUGGACGCGGGAGACGCGAGGAGGCGGAUCAAGGACGUCGGAUCGCUCGCGCUGGUGCCGUCAACGAUGGAGAUGGUGACGUCGGCGGGGAUGGGGAUCGGGGUCCUGGGAAUACCCACGGCGACCGCGUUCGCACUCGGAUUUUUGCUGUGCGGGAUUUCGCUCGCGGUCGUCGUGCCGCCGGCGGUUCGAUUGAAGCGAGAGGGGAAAGGAUCUACAGUGUGCGAUUUGAUCCUGUGCGCGAGCUCGUUCGAUGGGAUUUACUGCGUCGUAGGGUUUGGGAUAUGUGCGGGCGUGGUCGGUGGGGGUGGUGGGGCGAGCUCGGCGUGGCGAGUGCCGGCGCAGCUUGCGGGCGGCUUGUUCGCUGGGCUCGCCGCGUCGCGAGCCAUCUCGCUAAGCGGGAUAGUCACUGCUCCGGAGCGAGCGUCGAGCGCGAGCUCAGACUCGGCAAUUAUCAUGUCUAUCGUAAUGUUAGCGCUCUUCGCGGCGAAGGAGUUGGGGAUGAACGGUGGCGGCGCGCUCGCGUGCAUCGUCUUUUGCGUCUCACUGGGGAGUGAGUGGAAAUCGCAAGGCUUGGAGAACGCGCUCAAGGAGACGAGCAUGUUUAUGAACGUACUUUGGAACGAGUUCACGGCGCCAUUACUCUUCGUCAUUAUUGGGAUGAGUUUGGAUCUCACCGCGCUCGAUGGUGCCGUGGCGGGGAAAGCGAUAGCUAUAAUAUUUGUCGGCGGCAUUGCGAGAGCGCUUGGAGUACUUCUCGCGACGCAGAGGAUUCCUUCGAUGAAUUGGAGCGAGCGAGCAUUCUUGACCAUGGCGUGGACGCCUAAGGCAACCAUCCAAGCCGCGCUGGCGAGCGUCGUUUUAGAUCAGGCGAAGGAUGUGGACGAGGAAAGCGACGGGCAAAAAUUGCUACAGACGGCGUUGCUUUGUAUUUUGAUAACAGCGCCGCUCGGAGCGUGGUGCAUCGAGUACUUCGCGCCGAGGCUGUUACGUCCGGACGACGAGAUGCCGGUCGUUGUUGUCGAGGUAUUGAAAUCGAAGGAGGAGAGGAAAGUUUAG